AUGUUCUCCUCCUGCUUUGGCCUUGGUAGCCACCGGCGCCGUACCGCUGAGGAAGAGCCCCUCCUCCCCCAAUAUGACGACGACACCUCGCGGCAGCGGCGCCUCCACCAGAAACUGCACACCUACCAGAUGCUGCGUGCCCUCGCCCGUGGCUUCAUGCCCUCCAAUGAGCAGGCAAUCGUCAACUUGCGCACCCUGUUAGCCGCGGACCUUCUCAACCCAAAUCACGGCCGGGAUCAUCAUCUAAGUGACUCGGGGCAGGCGCUAGUACAUUACACCAGGCAGUGGUUGGGGCAGUUGGUGGAGUUGUUGGAGCACAAGAAUGCAGGAGAUCAGAUCCAGGAUUUUCUGUGGUAUCUAUCUCAAGCGAGGAUAAAUGUGGAUAUGGAAGAUAUCGCUGAGCGGGCGAGCAAAGCGAAAGCGAAGGCUGACACGGUUGCCGUCUACAGUGGCCUCCGGACAGUCGGCUCUCUAUUGCUUACCAACUCUGACUUCCGCCUUUUUCUCGGCGACCUUGACGUCGUGACCCGCGAAGUCUUCAAAGAUACGGCUUUUGCGCUAUCCAGAGCCUCUCAGGAAGCCGGCGAGCGUCUCGAGCCCUCUACCGAUGAACAGGCUGCGGCAAAAGGCAAUGGAUUGCCCAAGACGCCUACGGCGCAGGACUUGGCCGACCAGACCGAGGAGGUCUCGGACGUGUUGAACACGGCCGCUUCAACGGUUGCUAACGAGACUGGAGAGAGCGUGCUACAGAGGCUGGAUGGUGCAGAGGGGGAUACCAUGGCUCGCCGGCUCCAACAUGCCGUCGUGAACUUACGUCAACGACGAGACUAUUCCGAUUCGGUUUCGACGCUCUCGCUGCUGUUCAAGCGCUACGCCAUGGCGUACUCUCGCGUCAUCCGCGACACGGUGGACACGGCUGAGGAGGAUGUAAACCGCAACCCGGAGACCGACCGGGCGUUGCGGAACUUAUGGAUGUUUGUCCGCUCAUUUGGUGAAGCCAAGGAGUGGGAGGAACUGGAGAGGCGGGCACAGGCGGUCGUGGAGCAUAGUCGCGAUGACCCUGAGUUUGAGGACCUCGUGGGCAAACUAGGCGAUGCCUUCCAAGAGAUGUUUACGGAUCCUGCCUUUUUUGACCACGCCGAAGAGCGCUUUCAGGAACUCCGAGACAAAUCCAAAGCGUUGUCGUCCCACUCGUCUCUACGCGACGAUGUCGACGGCCUGCUCUCUCAGCUACAGUCGACGUUCAACUCGAUGCUCCGAGACCAGGAUGUGGCCAAGCUCAUCAAGACGUCAAUUACCAUCAGCAGGAUUUUGUCGCCAAAACACCACUAUGCCAACACCGAACUCCUCGAAGACUCGAUCAAUGUGUUUGCCCCGCUGGUGAUCCAAGCCGUCAACUACAUCCCCAUACCACGAGUUGAGGUGUCCACGCCACACGUUGACCUCCUGCUCGAGAAUCUGGUUUUGGAGCCCGGUAUCACGAUCAACCAUACUUCCUUCUUCCCCUACAAGCUCCGCGUGGAGACACUCAACGACAUUGAGAUCCGCAAGGCCCGGUUCCGGACGACCUCCGCGAUGCGAACACUCAUGCGCGUCCGCAUUGACGGCCUCUCCAUUCGCGGUGAAGACAUUGGGUUUUGGCUGCGCGCGCACUCGGGUCUUCUCCGCGUCGCCGACGAGGGGAUCGCGUCUUUCGCCCUCGAUGAACGCGGUCUCGACAUCCAGCUCGACAUCGAAGUCGGCCGCGACCGGCUCGAGAAGAUUCUCACGCUCCGCGCGGUCAAAGUCCAUAUCCACAAGCUCAACUGGACCCUCCGCCGCAGCAAGUUCAGCCUCUUCGCCUGGCUUCUCAAACCCUUGCUCACACCCCUCAUCCGGAUCACCUUGGAAUCCAAGAUUGCAUCCGCUCUCGCUGACGCCCUGCACUUUGCCAACCGCGAAUUGAUCUAUGCGCGGGAACGCCUGCGCGCCACGCGCAUCGCCGACCCGGACGAUCUCAAGACCUUUUUCCAGGCCGUCCUUGCGCGGCUGACUCCUGCGGAUGAUCCAGAUCUCUAUACUCGUAUUGGGGUGGACGAGCCUGGAAGGGGGACAACUGGGGGUGAUGUGUUUGAGGGGGUGUAUGCACCGGGGAGUAUAGUCAAGGUAUGGCGGGAGGAAGCAGCGCGAGCACCGCAGAGAAUAAGGGAGGGUGAAGAAGAAGGGUGGAGGAAUGCCGUUUUUGAUGUGCAAACGGUACCUAUGUAA
Molecule: messenger RNA, 2247 nt
Organism: Dichotomopilus funicola
Lineage: Eukaryota; Fungi; Ascomycota; Sordariomycetes; Sordariales; Chaetomiaceae
Exons: 2
Coding region: 1-2247 (748 amino acids)
Molecular function (GO): lipid binding
Source: RefSeq, a predicted model, not a curated record